GCCAUACCUCUGGACCUCUCCGGAGUUUGGACUGCUCAAAAUUAUCAGAUCCAAAUUCCGUACUUGUAUGACUGGUUGCCGUCGUAUCUUCGUUCGAUCUCUAUAUCCUGAGUAUCUCCAUUGACUUCCACAUUCUCCAACAUCGUUGGCGCUGAGCAGGACGAUGCUGACGCACUCCGAGUCCCUGAAACAACAAAAAGGCCAGGUUCAUCACGCAGCGACCUACCUGCGUCGUCCAUGAUGCGGGCAGUUUUUAGUCUGACACAGGUCAAACUCUUAUCAUGAUUGGUAUCAUGAUUACGGGCGCUUCUCGUGUAAGUUCCAGUGAGCGUGGCGCGCGUUUUCCGAACAGGCCGGGGCACGUGUUUAAAACCUGGGGAAAAUCCCUGCCCGCUCAUCAUUCCGUUUAUCAUCUGAUACAACCAUCGGCCACUCCACUCUUUGCCUAGUCCUCGAUUAUCAUGGCGAAUUAUUAUGACGAGAUCCCGCUGAAGCUCAUCGAAUGGAUCUUGAAGCAGCAGAUGUUUUGGGUAGCUACGGCUGCGCUGCAGGGAGAUGGGCAUGUUAAUGUCUCUCCCAAGGGCACUGCGAAUUGUUUUCACGUCGAGAGUCCUACCAGAGUUUGGUAUGAGGACCUUACGGGCAGUGGUGUCGAGACGAUUUCGCACAUGCGCCAGCCCGGAAACGGUCGUAUUACGAUUCUCUUCAACGCGUUCGAAGGACCCCCUAGAAUCCUCCGGUUGUGGGGAAAAGGCACCGUAUACGAAUUCGGCACGCCAGAAUACAAUGACUUCAUUCCCCUGUCCGACCGCAAAGCCGGCUCGCGCGCGAUCAUCGUCAUCGAUGUACAGAGAGUCGGAACGUCAUGCGGUUACGGCGUCCCAUUUUACAAAUACGAGACCCAGCGUACGGUCCUCGAGCGUUGGUGUGACUCGAUGGAAAUUUUUGAUCGUGAUGGCGAAGCUCGUCAAUCCCCUCCCCCGUAUGAAUCUGAGGCCCCCGUAAAAGACCCGCGUGGGAUCAAAGCGUGGUGGACUGCUGAGAAUCUCGAGAGUUUCGACGGCCUCCCGGGCCUACAAUCCGCACACGACAGCAACAUCUCGCCCAUCAACACAUUCGACAAAAAGGCCUCGCAUCGUAGUAUUGGUCAGAUUAGGGCUGCCGCCGAGACAAAGGCUACGGAGAGAGGUGCCAACGCCAACGCCAAGUCGAAUUCGAGGGAAACAAUGAGACUGUUGAUGGCUUUUGGAGUGGGGGUCAUGAUGACGGUGGGUUAUGUGAAAUUUGCUGCUUCACGUGUCCCGGUGUCUUUGAGGGCGUGACGUAGAAAUGGUUCCACAUAUGAAGUAUGUUCUCAAGAUAGUUAGAGUAAUUAUGUGCGUUCUCAAACUUGUUUCAUCAUCUCGUCAUAAGGCAGAAAGUCAAGAACUCCAAGCCAAUUUGAUCACGUCAGGGAAGGAAAGAAAAAAAUAAAAACAAAUAG
Suillus plorans is the source of this 1483-nucleotide messenger RNA. RefSeq lists its product as uncharacterized. Bases 462 to 1322 code for a protein of 286 amino acids. The transcript has 4 exons. NCBI's taxonomy places the organism in Eukaryota, Fungi, Basidiomycota, Agaricomycetes, Boletales, Suillaceae. The record is from RefSeq and is a predicted model, not a curated record.